AGAGCUGCUCCCCCGCCCCUCGCUGCUUUUCAUACAGACCACAACUACUUCCUGAAGUUACAGUCGCUUGUCACACACCUGGCAAAAGCCUUUGUUUCAAGAUGCAGUGAAGGCAGAGGGUGACCAAGCUACAUACAAAUGCUGGAUCCCAACCUCCCACGGGCAAUUCUGCGUGAGGAUAUUUGACUCUACAUGGAGAGAGGGAGAGAAGCAAGCGCCUGGUGACAGAAAAUGGAAGGAGAACGUGUUAAGCACCUACGGGCCAAGUUCCAAGGGAACAGGCAAAAAUUCCCUGAAAUGAGCAACAGGCCAGGGAGUCAGCUUGCAGCCUCACUUGCAAAGGAGGAGACACACGCACUUAAACCUGGAUCUGAGAGGGACCAAUCUACUAAAUUACCCAAAACCAGGAGGAUAGGUUUGAAAAAUGCUCCUUUAUGUCAGGAUGACGUUCCAGGCUUGGGGCCCCUUUGUGAAGACCCAGCAUGGGUGGCUAACUCCAAGGAUGGAAAUUCUAUGGAAUCCAGCCUCCACCCAGCCGUUCUGCAAACAGGAAUACGAGAGGCACCCCCUGAACAAAAGGGCACAAGGUGGAAUUCAAACCUUCCUGAGAGAAGCCGGACUCAGCAGACCUGGCCACUGAUCAAGCAUGCUAGGAAUCAAGGGGUAAAUGCUGGUGCCCCCCUGGUUCCUGCCAAAGGGACAGCUGUCCCAUCCCUACUGGACACUCCAAGAAGCAUAUCAGAGAAAUGGCAACCUAAGGUUCCUAAGAGAAAGCCGCUGCCACAUGCAACAGCACUGGGAGUCAAGCCAAUGAAACCCCAGCGCCCUCCGGAGGUGGAUCUGGAGGGGUUCUGGAAGGCGGCUGCUAUCAGAGCACAUGCUUAUCCUGCACCAGAGCCAGGGAGAGGCAUGAGGCAUGGUAUGUACAGGAGUACUUUGGUUACAUGCGAACCCCCAGGCAGCUAGAGGAGAGCGGCCCUACAGGAUGGGGAGUCACUAGUGCAGGAAGGAAAAGCUGCUGAAUUAGGAUCUGGAAUUCCUUUGAGUGGAAGGGAAAGAUGCAGUUCUGGGAAAGAAGAGGCGGGUUUUAUAAACAUAACAGGAUGGGGGAAGAACUAGAGAGGAAGUCGAUCCAUUAAUAAAUGAGGAGAUGGAGGAAAUUAAUGAGGACUCAGAAAUUACUGAGAUGCUGUGCUUGUUUUUGCCUGUAGCAAAAGAAAGACCAGAGUGGUGCCUAGUUAGGAAGUGAGCUGGAGAGAGCUGCUUACACACUGGUUGGCUUAGGUAGGGUUACCAUACACCCGUAUUUUCCCGGACAUGUCCGGCUUUUUGGUUCUUAAAUCACCAUCCAGGAGGAAUUUUUAAAUAUCUAAAAACGUCCGGGAUUUUGCCAUUAUUAUUUUUCCCCAAAGAAGAGUUGAUCAUUCAAGAAACAGAGUGAAUGCUGAUUACUCAAGAGAGUGCCCGUUUUUUCCCCCUAGCUCCCAGCGCUUGCGCCGCAGAACAGCUGUUUCGUGUGGCUGGGAGGGAGAGGGGAGAAGGGAGAAUGCGGCGCGCUCAGGGGAGGAGGCGGGGCUGGGGCGGGGAUUUGGGGAAGGGGUCCAAUGGACAGGGAGGGGUCAGAGUUGGGGUGGGGACUUUGGGGAAGGGGUUGGAAUGGGGGCAGGAAAGGGUGGAGUUGGGGCAGGGGCAGGAGAGGGUGAGAGCAAAUCCCUCCCCCCCCCCCCAAGGAGUGUCCUCUUUUUUGAAUGUUCAAAUAUGGUAACCUGAACUUAGGGAACUAAUGAACUUCUCUGUAGCUGGCAGUAACUCACCGGGAACAGUCUCCCCCCAGACAGCCCUGCAUGCUCUCUGAUACUUCUGCGUAGCGGGUGGAAUUGGGAAGGGUACUCGGAGCCAGCAGGAGCAUCCGAGUGGGGCCCAGACAGUGUCAUGUUCCUGCUUUUUGUGUCCAGCCUGAAUCGCCAGAAGCCACCUUUGGUAUUAAUGACUGCAAAGACUCUUGUGUUGGCUCAGUGUGGCAACACUCCUCCCCACGUAGGCAGGGAACAGUGCUCUGCUGAGGUCCUCAGGGUCUAAGCAACUUGCAUAAGAUCACUGCCCCGCUGAUCUUAGCUCUUUUCCAACCCCCUCAUUCCACAAGCUUGCUGGGGGCUUUGCUGUUCCUCGCACUGCUCUGAAGGAUGGGCGUUGGGCCCUUUAGCCAGUUCAUGCUCCGUGUCUUACACUUGGGGCAGGAACCCUGGAGCCUGUGUGGAAGUGGUGGUGCCACGGGUGCCCGAGCUGUGGCCUUGCCCCCUGCUCCCCCUCUUCCCCUAGGGCCCUGCCCCUUGGCCAGGCCGGAAGCCAGAGGCUGGCCGUGGCAAGAGCCACCCAGGGAACCAGAGCUGCUGUGCGGAGCCCUGAACCCUCGACCUGCGCUGGGCAGGGGACUGGGGUGCCCGAGAGCAGGCCCCGACCCGUGCCUCCACUCCCAAAGGUGUGCCGCCCAGCUUAGCAGCUUUCCUACCAUGAAGUGCAGCCCCUGCUGCCACUCUGCGCCUGCCCAAGGCUGCUGCACCCAUGUGAAAAGGUGGACAGGCAUGGCCCUCCAACCUCCCGAUUCUGGCGCCCCUGACUUGGGGCCCUCCUCUGAACUGCACUCUGCUGGUCUCAGGUACUUCUGGCCUCCAUUGCUGUAACAUCUGAGCACAUCACAAUCAUUCGUAUAUUUAUCCUCGCUACAUCCCCUGGGGUAGUGCAGUACUGUUAUAGCCCUUGUACAGAUGGGGAAGGCAAGCAAAGAGAGAGUGAGUGACUUGUGUAAGGUCACACAGACCCUAUGUGGGGGAAGCAGGGAAUCAAACCCUGUUCUUAUGAGUGUUAAGGGGGUGCCCCUAAACACUGAGCCUAAAUCCAUACCAUAAUCAGGAGCCUAAAUCCAUACCAUAAUCCUUGUGUCAGCCACGCUCUUCUCCUGCAUCAGUUGUAGUGCAUCCCUGGUGCAUUUUCACUCUGAGAUGUCUUGCAGACAGGUUCCUCAUUCGCUAUCAUUAGAAUCUUUUCCUUACAGGUUUCAGCUGAAACAAAUGGUUUCUGUAACUCUUUUACCACUUCAAAGUGUAAUUCUUACAUGUACAGCUCAGUGAUAAGAAUCAUCACAUAACCUUAGUUUGAUUUCACACUGUUGCAAAGCUGGGUUUCCUUCUUGUCAGUAAUUGGUGCAGUUAUUAGGUCACAUGACAGUCCUUUCUGAGACAGAAUUUCCUUACCUGGCUGUUUGCCAGGGUGCACGCUUCACGGUUUUCCUGGUGUUCUAUCUGCCCCUAUAAUACUGACUAUGGCUACAUCAGGUGUGCUGGCCUCUUUUGCCUUCAUCCAAAUGGACCUUGUUUUGCUACCCGUGCAGUCAAUAGGCUUUUGUAAAAAGGUUUAUCUCCAUCUCUGGACAUGUCUCUCUGCCCUCACACGCUGGCUAUCACACAAUAAUGAUGCACAGUAAUCUCAAUGCACAAUAGUUUCUGCAUUGUCCUCUUUUCCUGCUGUUUGUCUUUUCUUUUCUGUGCAGGUGUCCCCCCACUACAUUACUGGUUUUGCCUUGGUUGGGCUGAAUUCAUUUUUCAGGCACAAAUUUAUAAUGUAGCGAAUCUAGCUUGGCCUCUCCUCACAUCUGAGCCCUGGCAUCUGCAUCUCUUGUGUCCAGUGCCAUGUCGUCUUGUAUCAGUUUACCAUGCAAUGACCAGACAUGCCUGCCAGCUGAUCCCUGGGUUUGGAAUGUCCCUGGCCAGUUGGGUUAAGUGCAUUCAUACAGUACGUUCCUGGAUGGCUGGAAGAGCUUCUCCUGCGCUGCCAGGGGCUCUGUAACAGCCUGCUGCUGCGCUCCAGGCAGCAUGGGAAGCUGGUAAAUAUGGGAGCAGGCUGUUCACAGCAAGCCUUACCGAAGGAGCUCCCUUGUCCAGUUCACUUGCAACUUCACAGGCUUCCCAUUGUGGCUGAAGAAAUGCCUGGCUUGCCCUCUAAGGGAACUGGAUUUAUUUCCGAUCACUCAAGCUUCCUCACAGCAAGUCCAGCCCUCUCUGCCUUCAUGCCGUCUUUGGUCUGGAAGCUGAUUUGUUCUUUACUUGGGGGUCUAAAAACACUCAAAUCGUCCCACGUUUCAGCAAAGGCAUUUCAAACAGCAGUGCUACUGUCCUGGACAGCCACUAGGGGGUGCCAGACACUGGUACUCAAUGCCCAGUCUGGGAGCUGGGGACCCAGGCGUGUGCAGGGUCUGGCGGGGGGAGGGAGUCAGUCCAGGGGAGUGCUGGAUAUAGGAAGGCGGUCAGUCCAGGGGCGUUAGGGAGCUGGGCCCGGGGAGGAUCCAUUUCUGGACAAUGGAAGGGAGAGAGCUGGAAUGAAGCUAUAAUAGAAACCCCCUCUAGAAUGAGAUGGGCUGAGUGUGAUGUGCGUUGUCAUUGCAGUGCUCACUGUUGUAGGCUCUUUCACCCAUGGGGGGCGGGGGGAGGCUGCGCCUUCCUGCAGACUUUCUGGGAUUUUUUCAAUGCAAGUCAGUACGAUCUUGGAUUCCGGUGUACGGUGACGUAUGGCCUGUGGUAGGCUGGCAGUGGGGUCAUCAGGGAAGGCGAGCCUCUUUCACUUUCUUCUGAGAACUGUAAGACUUAAUCGCUGCCAGUGAUGCAGUCUUCAGGGUUCUGGUUUAAUAGCAGUUGGGAGCUGUGCCAGGGGCAGAAACCCCCGACCUUAAAAAGUAGGGACUGUGCUGCUUGGACACCAUUGAUCACUCUGGCCACUAGACCUGCCUCUAGGCCAGUACCGCUUUUCCUUUGGUCCAUAGGGAGAACUCGGGUUGUGUGGGGUAGCUACACUUCUGUGUGACCAGCUCCGAAACCGUUGUGAUGAUGUCCUAGUUUGGGCAACUGCCCCGGUAUGUUCUGCUCCGGGGUCCAGCCAGGGCACCCACUCUAGGCUCCAGCCCCUCAGCCAUCACCUCUCUUGGGUGGAGACCAAGUCUCUUGCCCUCCUGACCAGGGUUGUUCCAAGCUGCACACUUCCCUGCCUACACUAUGAGUUCCCCAGCAAGUCAGACUGCCUCAGCCAGCCUGCUUGGCCUUCCUUCCUCAGAGGCUAUCAGCAGGGUAAUUGCAUCAUUAGCAGUCAGCAGACAGCCCUUUCUAAGGGUAGUGUCUACACUACAGCUUAUGUCAGAAUAACUUAUGUGGCUCAGGGGUGUAGAUAAACCACGCCCCUGAGAGACAUAGGUUACACCCACAGACGUGCCGGCGUGGGCACUGCUGUCAGUGGGAGAGCUUCUCCUGCUGCCCACAGAGGCGGUUUUAUUACACCAACAGGCGACACAGCACCCGACUCAUUCACUGCAAUGCACCGUACAAGCUGUACGUCCAGUGAACUCCCCCAGCGCCUUUCUGCACUGACUGUGGCCAGGUCUACAUGAGACACUUUUGCCGGUAGAGCAAUGUCAGGUCACCUGAAGCCAAAUUCUGCUGUGUCUUCCCCAGUCCGACUUGCACCUCAAGCUGCUUCAUCUCCUCGUGUCCCGAGGUCAGCGGCGGAAGUACUGAGAUGUGACCAAGAGCAGAUAUAUGAUGAUGUGGAAGCAGUUGGGCCAAUUGGCAUAGGGAAAGGACGUCCGUCAUCGUCUGCUUCCCGGCUCCCAGCAAGUCCCCGCUCUGGAACAGGUGCCAAGCUGACCCUUGACAGAUUUCCCCCACCGCCCACUGAGCCCAGAAAAGCCCAGAUUUCAGAGCUAAGCGGGAAACGUGUGAAGAAUCUCAAACAGUGCAAGAAAGAAGAGCAGACGGACAAGGAAUUUCGGAAGAAAUUCAAGUUCGAAGGGGAAAUCCGUGCUCUGACCCGAAUGAUGGUCGAUCCCAACGUUGCUGAGAAGAAAGGGGGAGGGAAGAAUCUGCCGCUCAAGCGAGGAGAGAUUCUGGAUGUCAUUCAGUUUACGAGUCCCGAGAGACUCCUCUGCCGGAACAACCAGUGGAAGUAUGGCUACGUCCCCAGGGUGACGCUGCUGCAGCUGGACACUGACAUUUACGAUGACGUUGCCUUUUGUGAUGAAAUUAAUUCUUCCACCAAAGUCAGCAAGUGAUUUCACCAGCAGAGGGGGGGGCUGUGAGGACAGAAACAUGAAAACAUUAAAUGCAAGUUUCCUUCUUCGAAAUGGGAGUUGCCUUCUCCACAGUUAGUGCUCCAAAGGCAACGUGUCCUUUGUAACAUGGCAGGGUGGUUAAUUUUUUAAUAUGUUGGGCUUCUGGAAGGAUUUUGCCCCGCAUUCAGCAAAACUACUCAAAAGUAGGACAGGAACCACAAUAGUGUUCAGAGAAACAGGUUACAAGUGAGCUGGAAAUAAAGAAUCUGCUGUGUUUCUUGUUUUUGUCCAUGUAAA
Chelonia mydas (Green sea turtle) is the source of this 6388-nucleotide messenger RNA. RefSeq names its product PML-RARA regulated adaptor molecule 1 (gene PRAM1). Gene Ontology annotation, biological process: protein localization to plasma membrane; integrin-mediated signaling pathway; T cell receptor signaling pathway. The transcript has 10 exons. Gene Ontology annotation, cellular component: plasma membrane. The coding region runs from base 5453 to 6091 and encodes 212 amino acids. The record is from RefSeq and is a predicted model, not a curated record. Gene Ontology annotation, molecular function: protein binding. NCBI's taxonomy places the organism in Eukaryota, Metazoa, Chordata, Testudines, Cheloniidae.